GCCAGGGCCUAAAGAUAGCUGUAAAGGGGCAAAGUAAAUCAAUUAACUCCAUGGUGUUCAUCUCUUGAUAUCAAAACUUCUUUCUUUACACGCUUCUCCUCUGAUCCUGUGGAGAUGAAAAUUGACAUCCAUAAUCAUAUUCUACCAAAAGAAUGGCCAGAUCUAAAAAAGAGAUUCGGCUAUGGAGGCUGGGUGCAGCUCCAACACCACAGCAAGGGAGAAGCGAAGAUGCUGAAAGAUGGGAAGGUUUUCAGGGUGGUCCAAGAGAACUGCUGGGAUCCAGAAGUCCGUAUUAGAGAAAUGGACCAAACAGGAGUGACCGUGCAAGCCCUUUCCACAGUUCCCGUCAUGUUUAGCUACUGGGCCAAACCUCAAGACACGUUAGACCUGUGCCAGUUUUUAAACAACGACUUAGCUGCCACUGUAGCGAGGCACCCCAGGAGGUUCGUGGGCCUGGGGUCGUUGCCCAUGCAGGCCCCGGAGCUGGCCGUCAAGGAGAUGGAGCGCUGUGUGAAGGAGCUGGGCUUCCCGGGGGUCCAGAUCGGCUCCCACGUCAACACGUGGGACCUGAAUGCGCAGGAACUCUUCCCUGUCUACGCAGCAGCUGAGAAGCUGAACUGUUCCCUAUUUGUGCACCCCUGGGACAUGCAGAUGGAUGGACGGAUGGCCAAAUACUGGCUCCCUUGGCUCGUAGGAAUGCCAGCAGAGACCACCACAGCCAUUUGCUCCAUGAUCAUGGGUGGAGUGUUCGAGAAGUUUCCUAAACUGAAAGUGUGUUUUGCACAUGGAGGUGGAGCCUUCCCCUUUACAGUAGGAAGAAUCUCCCAUGGAUUCAGUGUGCGCCCAGAUCUGUGUGCCCAGGACAAUCCAAUCAACCCAAGGAAGUACCUUGGUUCCUUUUACACAGACUCCCUGGUUCACGAUCCCCUGGCCCUCAAGCUGUUAACAGAUGUCAUGGGAAAGGAUAAAGUCAUUUUGGGAACUGAUUACCCCUUUCCACUAGGUGAGCUGGAACCUGGAAAAUUGAUAGAAUCCAUGGAAGAAUUUGAUGCAGAAACGAAGGACAAACUCAAAGCUGGCAAUGCCCUAGCAUUUUUGGGUCUUGAGAGAAAACAAUUUGAAUGACUGAAUUCACUACAAAGGCAAUCUUUCAAGAAGAUAUGUUAUUCUUGUUUUUAAAUAUGUAUCACACAUGCAUAUUAAAAUCCUAUUUUGAACUAUUUUAUCCAGAAAUAGAAUAUCCCUGAGUAUCCUAAAUUAUACAUAACAAAAAUGACUCACAUGUGUUUUUCACUCUGAAAAGCAGUACAUUAUUUCACAUGCAAACCAAAAAUGAUUUUCCCAGCACUUUAAAAAUUAAUAGCAGAAAUAAAAUGCAAAAUGUCAUUAAUGCUUUAUAUGGAAAAAGCAAAACUGGAUUCACCCUAGAGGACUCAAGUAGGUUCUCCACUUUGAGCAAGUAUAUGUGCUGAGGGCCCAAAUAACCCAUUUUUAUUCAAUUUAAACACCUUCCAUUGGCCCGUAACUGGUCUGGGAAUGCUUUAGAUGCCACAAACUAAAUGCUGUAAAUAUUUCAUAACCUGUAGGAGCUUAUAGUUCAAAUACGGAGGCAAGUCACAUGUUCAUGAAAUAAUUACUAAGCAAUGCAACGUGAGUGUCACAGAAGUUUCAGUAAAAUUCAUCUGGACUCAAACUUUUGGGAGAAUCUUCACCGAAGUUGGAACUUGGAGUGAGUCUAGAAGGAUGGAAAAGGCUUAUGGAGAGUUGGAGGUGGUAAACAGAUAGGAAGGAAAAACUGUGGGAAUAGAGUUUCAGACUAAAUGACAAUUUAUUCUGGAGAAAAAUUCCAGGCUAUAAUUUACUUUUACCAGAAGCUAUUUUAUUUUAAAAUACUGAGUAGAGCGUGUAAAGCUAGCCGUAGAGACCGAGAGCAGAGCAACACCAGGGUAGCCUUACUCUACUCACUUCAUUUGUGGUCCUACCUGGGCUGCUGAAAAUGAACUUGGAGGGGUGAUAAACAUGUGUUUUGUGUACCUCUGGCUGAAUUCCAAAAUCAAAUAUAAUUUUUCAAAA
Messenger RNA from Myotis brandtii (Brandt's bat), 2073 nucleotides. RefSeq names its product aminocarboxymuconate semialdehyde decarboxylase (gene ACMSD). Gene Ontology annotation, cellular component: cytosol; cytoplasm. Gene Ontology annotation, biological process: secondary metabolic process. Bases 115 to 1125 code for a protein of 336 amino acids. Lineage: Eukaryota; Metazoa; Chordata; Mammalia; Chiroptera; Vespertilionidae. The record is from RefSeq and is a predicted model, not a curated record. Gene Ontology annotation, molecular function: hydrolase activity; carboxy-lyase activity. The transcript has 10 exons.